Messenger RNA from Talaromyces rugulosus, 1428 nucleotides. RefSeq lists its product as uncharacterized. NCBI's taxonomy places the organism in Eukaryota, Fungi, Ascomycota, Eurotiomycetes, Eurotiales, Trichocomaceae. Gene Ontology annotation, biological process: transmembrane transport. Bases 1 to 1428 code for a protein of 475 amino acids. The transcript has 13 exons. The record is from RefSeq and is a predicted model, not a curated record. Gene Ontology annotation, cellular component: membrane. Gene Ontology annotation, molecular function: transmembrane transporter activity.
AUGGCGCCCCCGUCAAUUGUUGUUGACGAACGGGCGACCGAGUCGACUGAUGCAAUCAUCCAAAAGGAAGUGAAGAGAAAAUGGACAAGCUACAUCUGGGACACAUUCGACAAGUCUCCGGAAGAGCGACGGCUUCUUUUCAAGCUAGACACGGCAAUAUUGACUUUCGCCUCGCUGGGAUACUUUAUCAAGAAUCUGGAUCAAAUCAACAUCAACAAUGCCUUUGUGUCUGGGAUGAAAGAAGAUUUAGGUCUUUAUCAGAACCAACUUAACUACAUGCAAACAGCUUGGACUGUCGGAUAUGUCGUGGGUGAAAUACCAUCCAAUAUUAUGCUCACUCGGAUUCCACCACGGUAUUGGAUUCCAGCUGCAGAGGUGAUUUGGUCUGUUCUCACAUUUGCCCUGUCACGAGCAAAUAGCGCUGAGCAAGUCUAUGUUUUGAGGUUUUUCAUUGGUCUUGCCGAAAGCACCUUUUACCCGGGAAUGCAGUACAUUAUUGGAUCCUGGUACCGCAAAGACGAGCUUGCUAAACGGUCUUGCAUAUUUCAUACUAGCAGUGGUAUUGGAAGUAUGUUCUCUGGGUAUCUCAUGGCAUCGGUGUAUCAUCUUGGCGGUAAAGGAGGCUUCAAGGGUUGGCAAUGGCUUUUCAUCGUAGAUGGAAUCAUCUCCCUUCCGGUCGCUAUUGCGGGAUUUUUUGUUCUACCAGAUGUGCCUGAAAUUAGCAACCCGUGGUACCUGAGUGAAAAGGAAAUUUCCCUCGCCCAAAAACGCAUGGAACUGGAGGGCCGCGGGACGCGCCAACCGUUUACAAAAUCCAAAUUUAAGAAGAUAUUCUCAUCAUGGCAUAUAUACUUUCUCACACUCUUAUAUGUGACCUUCAACAACGGAGGUGGUGGAGGUCAGCCACUUUUUGCACAAUGGUUGAAAGCCUCCAAAGAUCCCGUCUACACUGUUGCGCAGAUUAAUGCCUAUCCGACAACAACCUAUGCUGUUCAGGUUUUCACAACACUAGUUUACGCCUGGACCUCUGAUACUAUAUUUAAAGGAAGGCGUUGGCCUCCUAUCCUUUUCGGCGCUUGUUCGAAUUUGCUAUGCUACAUUUCCCUCGCAAUUUGGAAUAUCCCAACAGGUUGGCACUGGUUCUGUUAUAUCUACAUGGGGUCUGGCUACGGUCUAAGCGGUCUAUGCAUGGCUUGGGCACACGAAAUAUGCUCCGAGGACAAUGAGGAACGUGCCUUGGUGAUUGGUAUGAUGAAUGAUAUUGCAUACGUCUUUCAGUCGUGGUUGCCACUCAUUGUAUGGCGACAAGUCGACGCGCCAAACUACCACAAGGGAUUCAUUUCGUCUUCUGUACUAAAACAACAACAGCAGCAACAACAACAACCGGUAGAGCCGCAAGAUACUGAUGACAGUGCGACAAAGAAUUAA